Messenger RNA from Homarus americanus (American lobster), 8391 nucleotides. Its product is annotated as large neutral amino acids transporter small subunit 1-like. The transcript is spliced from 11 exons. Lineage: Eukaryota; Metazoa; Arthropoda; Malacostraca; Decapoda; Nephropidae. Gene Ontology annotation, biological process: amino acid transmembrane transport. Gene Ontology annotation, cellular component: membrane. Gene Ontology annotation, molecular function: L-amino acid transmembrane transporter activity. The record is from RefSeq and is a predicted model, not a curated record. The coding region runs from base 70 to 1530 and encodes 486 amino acids.
GAACAGAGUAGUCGGCAGUGUGUGUGUAGAUCUCGCGUUGUAAGUAUCGAACGUCUCCGUGCCAAAGCCAUGACUGAAGCCAGAAAUGAUUACAAGGAGGUCCCCAUGAAAGAGGCGGACGAAAUCAAGAAGGACGAUGAGGUGGUGGGACUCAAGCCCAAGAUGACGCUGUUUAACGGCAUUACGGUGAUCGUAGGCUCCAUCAUCGGCUCUGGGAUUUUCAUCUCCCCGACGGGCGUGCUGAAGAACACCGGCAGCGUGGGCAUGUCCCUCAUCGUGUGGAUUGCCAGCGGGGUCUUCUCCAUGGUCGGCGCCUACUGCUACGCCGAACUGGGCUGCAUGAUCCAGAAAACUGGCGCCGAUUAUGCCUAUAUUAUGGUAACGUUUGGGCCGUUCCUGGCGUUCAUGAGGCUUUGGGUGGAGUGCAUCAUAGUACGGCCAUGCUCGCAAACCAUCGUGGCACUCACGUUCAGCGAAUACAUCAUGAAGCCGUUCUUCCCUACCUGCAUGCCACCCGACGUGUCUGGACGUCUUCUGGCCGCCGUGUGCAUCCUGGUGUUGACAUUCGUGAACUGCUGGAACGUAAAGUGGGCGACCAGGGUACAGGACAUCUUCACGGGGGCUAAGCUCUUCGCUCUGGGCAUCAUCAUCAUCACGGGCUUCGUCCAGCUUGGCAAGGGUGAGACUCAGUACUUCACCUUCGAGAACACGGAACCUGACGUCACUAAGAUCGCUCUCUCCUUCUACUCCGGCCUCUUCGCGUACAACGGAUGGAACUAUCUCAACUUCGUGAUAGAGGAGCUCAAGGACCCCGUCAAAAACUUACCUAAGGCUAUCUACAUCUCCAUCUCCUUGGUAACCGUUGUCUACGUGCUCGCCAACGUUGCAUUCUUCACCACCCUGUCACCUGCCGAAGUGCUGGGCUCCAAGGCCGUGGCUGUGAGUUUUGCUGAUCGCCUAUACCGGCCAGUGGAAUUCCUCAUCCCCAUAUUCGUGGCUCUCUCCACGUUUGGCUCCGUGAAUGGCAUCCUCUUCACAUCUUCGAGGCUCUUCUAUGCUGGUGCAAUGGAAGGUCAGAUGCCCGAGAUUUUGACAAUGAUCCAAAUCAAGCGUAUGACACCCACCCCUGCAGUGCUGUUCAUGGCCUUCCUCAGUCUUAUCUACCUCAGCUCAAGUAACAUCUUUGCCCUCAUCUCUUAUGUUGGUUUUGCUACCUGGAUAUCAAUCGGCCUUGCUGUCCUGUGUGUACCGUGGCUGCGCUGGACAGCACCUGAUUUGGAAAGGCCAAUCAAAGUGAAUCUUGUCUGGCCAAUCCUGUAUAUCAUCGCUACUAUAAUCAUCACCAUUGUUCCCAUGAUUGCAGCGCCCAUUGAAACUGGUAUUGGUGUGGGAAUUAUCUCUACUGGUGUCCCGGUUUACCUCAUCUUCGUCAAAAUGCGGAAACCAGCUUUUAUCACGACGAGACUAAAUAAGUUUACAGAAGCUAUGCAGAAAAUGAUGAUGGUCUUACCUGCAGAGACGAAAAAAUAAUGAAAUGUUUUAGCGAAUGGUAAUGAAUGUGUAAGAUGGACCAUUUUAUGCAAAAGUUGAUGAUGGUCUGCCAGCCAGAGAAAGCUGCUCCUCUGUAAGGACCAACAUAUCACUGUCAAAGGAUGAUGAUUCUCUGAAGAUGUUAGGAGAGAGAGAGAGAGGUUGAUUUUCUGUAGUUAAUGCAGUCUUUAUUGUUGAAGGAUAUACCAAGAACUUUUUGAAAGAUUUGUUUGAGUUGUGUAUUCCUGGAAAUAUACAAAUUCUUAUCUAUAAAUUUCAUGUAGAAUUUAUUUUAUUAUUUUUACAAUAUUGUUUAUCCUUCAGGAGCAGUAAAGGACAAAGCAUAUUUUUUAACUAAAGAAGUGAUUCCGUUUGGGAACUGUUUUUCAUAAUUAAUCUUAUGUGUAGAUGUAAUUUAGGUUAAAUGGAAGGUGUGUUAAGAGAUGGAACAAUAAUUCCUCACACAGCAGGACCCUAUUCUCUUCACUACUUGGCGACUACACAUAUUCUGACUAUCCGACGACUGACUGUGUUUUAACCCUUUUAUUGUAAGAAUCGAGGGGGAUACAAAUAUUUUAUUACUGAUUGACCUUUUCAUCAGUAUUUUGUGUGGUUUUAAAGAUGUUGGGGUUAACAUUAUUUGCAACUCACAAAUUUACAGACGAUGACUGACCUCAUCUUUAGUUCUGUGCAUCCUAUAGACUGAUGAUUUUUUAUAAGAAACUUUUGUAUAGUUUAUUUAGAUUUAAGAAAUGUGCUUUCACUUAAAUACUGGCAUACUAAAUGAUGUAAAAUGGUCGUGGGUACAGAACAGUUGUAGUUAUAAUGUAGAUUUACUGUGAUAUGUACUAGAUUUUUUGUAUUUACUCAAUAAAAAGGGCAAUUUAAUUUAUGGUGACGCUGGAGUUAAUUCACGUUUCAUUCUGGGUAGGAGAAUCUAUAGCUGUUAUGACUGUCCCCUGCCAGGUGUUGUUAAAUGGUAAAUAAAUACAGUUUACUGGUAAACAACGGUUAAGUAUGACUGGCUAGAAAAGUUGUGCAGCUGGAAUAAAUGGCUACCACAGAGUUGAGUUCCAGAUAUGGAUAUGAUUUUAGCAUGGUGUCUUUUAAUUCGCUAAUGAAUUCUUUGCAUUUUCAGUAAUACUCCGGUAAUUUUUCAUGCUAGAAUGUGUUACUGUCAGUUACAAGAUUAUUAAUAAAGACAUGUAUGCUAGGUCUUGGAGUUAAUGAAAAGGUCGAGAUGGGUAGAAUAGAAGAUGGGUCACACAGUACUGUGGCUGUGAAGAUGGUGUAUUUUUUGUGAGGGGCAUCAUGUGUAGACAAGAAGGUAAUGAUAAUCAUGGCCACCUCAUAAAUUCCAGCCCUGAAUAUGUUUUGACCAUGACUAAGCCAAAAACUGUAGCAAGUCUUGAAACAACUCUGUGUAUAGCAUGUGUAAAAGUAUGGCAGUACUGUAUGUGUCAGUUUACAGGGGUGUUGGGAGCACUUUUCUGGGGCUUCUUUAAUAAGAACCAGACAUUUUUUUCAUUUUGGGAUAUUUUGAUGCUAUAGAUCUGAAAAUGGUUAUUUUAUUGCAAGUAAGACGUGUGACCAAUUUUGUAAUUUUAGAAUAUUAUUUUCUCAUGUCUAAUAGACAAAUGCCAUUAGGACAUUAUGGCAAACAUUUACAGACCAUGUUUUAUGAGUGGAGUUAUUGUUUUGUAUUAUGAUAACAAUGUUGUGUGAGUUUCAUGUAUCUUUGAAGUAUAAUGGCCAUAGGUUUCCGUUUGUUUAGAAGACAUCAAAUAUUUAAGAAUCACUUAGUUUUACAUUUGUUAUGCAAAGAUUUUAUUAGUAAUGUGAGUGACCUAUGUUACCUGUGGCAGCACUUCCAUGGAUUAAGUAAAAGAUGCCAUUUCUUCCAUUGAUUUAUUAUUAUUAUUUUUAAUGCAGCCCCUUUUCUUGUCAUUUACCCAGUUUCACUGUACAGUAUUUUUAUUAAAGUUACAUAGUACUUUUCCCAUUUCACUGGCAUCAUUUUUCCUGUAUGUUCUUGCUGUCCACAUUUAUUGUGACUAUAAAGUAACUUCAAUCACGUUUUUCCUGGUGAAUGCAAGUUAUCAUUAACAACUAAUAUAUUAUACAAAAUUCAUUUAAUAAUUUCUUCGCAUUUCUGAUGGAUCUUGAGCACAUAGUGGUGUGAAGACAGUCAGUAGUGUUAAAGUUUUCUUGAAAAUAUUACAUAAAUUUCCAUAAAUGUGGAAAAAAAAGGCAUACAAGAUAUAGGUACACUUUUUAUUUGGUAUGUGAAUUGUCUUAGUUAAUUAGUAUUUUAACUUACGUUACACUUUUGAUUUCAAAGAAUACUGAAUAUUGUGAAAAACAGCAAUACUCUGCCUGAAAAAAGAAAUAUCAUUUUUUAACAAGAACUAUUUUAUUUUUAUUUUUUCAUAAUCUCGUCUAAUCAGCAUCCAAUAAGUCAUUAUACAUUUUUCAUAAAGCCAGUAACUCUAUACAAUAUAUAUAUAUAUAUAUAUAUAUAUAUAUAUAUAUAUAUAUAUAUAUAUAUAUAUAUAUAUAUAUAUAUAUAUAUAUAUAUAUAUAUAUAUAUAUAUAUAUAUAUAUAUAUAUAUUCUUUUUUUUUUCUUUUUUUCCAUCAGAAUCCUUGAUAAUCAUUGAGCAUGAACAGCAUUUUUCAAGUCAAUAGCUUCAUUGUUCAGAACCUGUUAGGUAAGCCGUUCAGUACGUAUUUUUAUAUUAUGGUUCAUAUUUGCAUGAAUUAUGGAAUAGGGAUAAAUAAGAAGUAGAAAAGGGUGCUGAAUAAUAGAAGAUAUUACUAUAUUAUUUCCAUGCUACUGGGACCAUUGUUUACAUGUUGGACGAAGUCUAGGCAGAAGUGACUGAGUAGCUCAUAUGUCAUGUGUAUAAAAAAGUCAAUAUAAGAACUUUUAAGUAAACUGUUCCUAUUGUCUAAAUCUGUUUUAUCCAUAUGAAAUUAUUUUAUUACUUUUCAGAAAAUAAUUUUGUCCAUAUAGAAUUAUUAUCAUGACUUGGUUAAUAUUGUUUAAUUUGUAUUUUAGAAAAAAUAACAAAUAACUAGAUGUGGGUGUCAAUAAAUUGUGGACUACCCUCAGGUCAUCUCUAUACUGUAUUGAGGUUUUCUUUAAAGAACUCUGUGAGGUAUAUGGCAGAUAAGUUUUGUAUAAAUUAUUGACAUACAAAUACAAUGCAGCUUUCAGCUAAUAUCCAAGUGCCAUAAAUGUAGCAGUUUACACUAAAAAAGUUAUUACCGUAGAUACAGUAUAUGAUGCUUGGACAAGUCAUUUUUGUCUCGUAAAGAUUGACCAAAAAACAAAUUCCUUGGAAAAAUCACAUGUUAAUAGAAACAACACUUAAACAUUUGUGAACAUUUAAAGGAAUCGCAUAGGAGUCAGGAUCAGUAGCAUUUAUAACACAGUGUGUACUCUUUAGUUCUUCACUCUUUUUGGUGUAAGUAAACAGGAGUCACUGGUGGUACUUCAGAAAGGCAGUUUAGAUACUGAACGUUCCAUUGAUGUAAACCAGUUGUGGAUAAUGUUUCAGCAUAUUUAACAUUAAAUUUGUAGUUUUCUUCCACUUCAGAUCUGAUAAAGUUGAGUUAUGAAUGCUGAAUUUUUUGUCAGCUGCAGUGCUGAUGACAGACUAUGAGAUACACUUGGUUAUUUAUGCAAAAAAAGUUAUGGAUAAUAGUUAACACCAGAAAGAAGUUAGUAAUUAAGAGUACUGUACUGUAUAUAAAAGGCAAGUAGAUGAUGUGCAGGUUCUGGUAUUUUACUGUUUUUUUAAAAGAGAUGGGUAGACACUGAAAUUUAACAUAAGCAAUUAAAUCUACUGGAGCAUAUUUCUAAUGAAGGAGAGCUGUAACAGAACAUGAUGAAGGUAUCUUAAGUUGUGUACUGAAGAUUAUGAUACAUGAAUGGUAGCUAUGAAGAAAUGAAAAACAUCAGUAGAUUCACACAUAUAUGCUAUUAUUAAUUUCCUCUAUUGACUGAUGUCAUUUCUAAAUCUAUUAAAAAAAUUGGUGCCCAUUUCAAAAUCUUUACCCUAAGACCUUAAAGAAUCCAGUGUUAGUACCUGAAAAAUGGUGAAUAUUUCUGUUCUGAUUUUGAUGAGCAAUUAAGGGUGUCUUCAUCUGCUUAUACAGUAUAAUACUAAGAACAUCUACCAUUAAUGGGUCAAAUUCCCCCUCAUAGCCUAAUGUUUUAACAGUCGUGCUUCCAUGAAUGACUGGGAUUUGACAGCAUCUUUUACUUCAUGUGAUACAUAUUUUAUUUUCAAAUUUUGCAAUAUUACCAUUUCAAAAAUUACAAUAAUCCUUCAAUGAUAAUGCAGUUUAACACACCAUAACUUUAUACAUAAAAGGGAAAACUUUGUAAGGGAUAAAUACACUGUCCAAGUCAUUCACUCAAUUCCUAACAGCCUAUUAAGUGCAAUUUGAAGUAAGUCUUCCACCACAAUGAACUGUUAGCUGCUGAAAACUGUUUUGAGUUUUGUCAGGUGAUCUUAGGAAUUUAAGACUAAAAAAAUACCGUUAAUCAGGAUGGCCACUUAUGCAUUUUUCAACAAUGUCUCAUUGCUGAAAAAUUUAAUACAGUACUUCCACAGACAGUGAAGGAUAUGACAACAUUAUUUGUGUAUUACUUGUUCUAAAUGGUUAUUACUGACUGGGAUAUAAUGCAGCAGUUUUGCUAAAUACAAAAUUUUAUAUUCUUUAUACCUGUAUACAGGUACUAUAUACUGUACUGUACUGUACUGUAUAUGUUUACUAAGGACACCUAUUCCAUAUUUGGUGUUUCCUCCAAGAGCUUUGAAACUUUACUGUGUGUUUUUCCAGUCAGUGACUUAGGAAUAAUACCAAGUUGCAGUAUAAACAGUAGGAGGAAGUCAGUCAGUUUCCUUCAAAUACAUAUCUAACAUCCUACAUUGCUACAGUGGCAGGGAUAGGCAAAUUAUCUUGGUUAAAUAGAGAGAUUUUAUGCCAUUUGAAUGUCCACUAAUUCAAUAUUUAUUAUAUUGUAUAGACAACUGUAUGUGGUGUUUAUUAAAGAUAUACAUAUAUAUAUAUAUAUAUCCAUGUCAAAAUGUGGCGUUCUUAAACAUACGUCAACGUCAUCCUUAAGUGUAUGUAAUCCUGUAAGCCCCAGAUCACCAUUUGAGAAUCAGUGUUUGUAAUGUUAAAACAGUAGCAUUAAUGUAUCAUUCAGUUGACUAAAUAUUGAAACUAACUUCUCUUUUAAUAAUCACAAGAAAUUAGUGGAGACACUAUGUACAGUAUUAACAAAUUCAUAACAUCAUCUUAUCAAAACUAUUUUAUUGUAUUAGUUUAUCUUUUCUUACACCAUAUAUUUAUAGAACCAUGUCAUGAGAUUGUAUUAUUUUCUAAGAUAGAGGACAAAACUUGGGUUUCAGUUAUUGGCGAGGCUUUUAUUAUUGUAACAUGUAUGGGGCUGACCUGUGACCCCGUGUGUUGUGAUUUAUGUUGUGAUGGUAGACGCUGCUCAUCAUUAACAAAACAUAGAUGACUGCCUAUCAUGUAAACCUCAUAAAUUAUUUAUUGAGAAAGCAAUGUUUGGCAAAUUGUAAUAUUUUGUUUUUUUGUUUUUUACAAAUUUUUUAGUUAAACAUUCAGUUCUGUAUAUGUAUAGAAUAAGCUUGCAGAGUUAAACAUGGAGCACCUUAUUUGUUAUCAAAAGUACUUGUGAGUAGUGGGUUUUGGCUUACCCAUGAAGCCUUAAGAUGUCAGUCUUUAUCUCCUUGUAUCUUGAACUAGAAAUUAUUUAGGAAUUUUGGUUAUUCAAGUGCAUAGUUGACAUCUUUGGUACCUAAGGAAUUAAAAUCUCAAGUGACCAAUGAAAUAGGGAGUUAAAGUCUUCAUAAAUUACCUUACAUUAAAUCAGUGAGGACACAUACUGUAUUGUCUGUCGUAUUACUGUUUCCUCCAUAAACAUCUGUAUGAGGCAGGUAGAGUGCAUAGAGACUCAGUUUAUGUAAUUGUAAACAUGCCAUCCUCACACGAGUCUAAGCAAUGGGUUCCUAUUUCCUAUUUAAAGUUUGUAAUCAAUAAUAUAUAACAAGAAGUUUUGGAAAAUAUAUUUAUUAAGCUCCAGUCUCUUAAGUCUACAAGAGAAGAUAAAGUUGAUCAUGCAUUUUUUGUAGUAAAAUCUUAAUAAGGAAAAAAGUGUGUAUGAAAACUUUUAUAGUGCUCUAUUUUUUUUAUAUGUGACCUACGUUGAUGCAGUGCCGUUAAAUUCUUUAUGCUGUAUAUUUUGGGUGUGGUAAUAUAAACUAAAUUUUAAGGUUUAUAUUUUCUGUGUAGUUUUUCAUUAAGCACAAACUUUAAUAGUGCAACAACUGUAAGUGCAACUUAUAUACCGAGUAGGUUAUACCUCCCGUAUACCUAUAUACAGUAAAUACAUUUUGACACAAUAACGAGCCAAGGUUCAACGAGGUUGCGUGUGUUUUGUUAUCUGAAAAUAUUGUGCCUCAAUGAAUUCUAAUAACAAACGAGUGAGCAAAGAAUAAACACAGCUAUGAUUUGCAUAUUGAUGUUUGUGUUGUAUUGCCAGGUUCAGUAAUAGGUUAAGCUAACUCGGUUCCUUUUCAAUGAGCUUAAUGAUGUGCAGCAAAGCAAUUCUGUGGUCUGUAAGAAAGUGUCCUUGUAUAUCAAAAUGUGAAGUACCGUGUCACUGUACCGUAUGUAUAACAGAAUUAUCCAAAAAGUAUUAUCAUAUUAAGCCUCAUGGAUUAUGUUGUGUGACUAAAUGGAUAAUCAGAAGUGUGCAUUGUGCAAAAUGGACUGUACAACUGUUGGUUAAUGUUGAAUGAAGUAAAUUAGCUUUAGCA